Molecule: messenger RNA, 3297 nt
Organism: Oncorhynchus kisutch (coho salmon)
Lineage: Eukaryota; Metazoa; Chordata; Actinopteri; Salmoniformes; Salmonidae
Product: mitogen-activated protein kinase kinase kinase kinase 3-like
Exons: 32
Coding region: 118-2916 (932 amino acids)
Biological process (GO): intracellular signal transduction; protein phosphorylation
Cellular component (GO): cytoplasm
Molecular function (GO): MAP kinase kinase kinase kinase activity; ATP binding
Source: RefSeq, a predicted model, not a curated record
UUGAAGUUUUGGUGGAGGCUUGCUGUUAUUUUCUGACGCUGUAUGUUUUUUUUUCGAUUUGUAAUAUUGGUCUCGUUCAACCAUACCAUUCGGGAACCAUAAAUCGGAGUUCUAAAGAUGAAUUCCAGCGUUGACCUAUCCAGGCGCAAUCCGCAGGAGGAUUUCGAGCUAAUUCAGCGGAUAGGAAGUGGCACAUACGGAGAUGUCUACAAGGCCCGUAAUGUCAACACCGGGGAACUGGCUGCCAUUAAAGUUAUUAAGCUGGAACCUGGUGAGGACUUUGAGGUGGUGCAGCAGGAGAUCAUUGUGAUGAAGGACUGCAAACACUCCAACAUCGUGGCCUACUUCGGCAGCUAUCUCCGGAGAGAUAAAUUAUGGAUCAGCAUGGAGUACUGCGGAGGAGGAUCUCUGCAGGAUAUUUAUCAUGUGACUGGGCCUCUGUCCGAGUCUCAGAUUGCGUAUAUGUCACGGGAAACCCUCCAGGGUUUGUACUAUCUCCACAACAAAGGCAAAAUGCACAGAGACAUUAAGGGAGCAAAUAUUCUAUUGACAGACAACGGCUAUGUGAAAUUAGCUGACUUUGGUGUAUCAGCACAGAUCACUGCCACGCUGGCUAAGAGGAAGUCCUUCAUUGGAACUCCAUACUGGAUGGCUCCAGAGGUGGCAGCAGUGGAGAGGAAGGGAGGCUACAACCAGCUGUGUGAUAUCUGGGCCGUGGGCAUCACUGCCAUUGAGCUGGCCGAGCUGCAGCCUCCUAUGUUUGACCUGCACCCCAUGAGGGCCCUUUUCUUGAUGACAAAGAGUAAUUUCCAGCCGCCCAAAUUGAAAGACAAAGGGAAGUGGGGAAAUAAUUUCCAUCAUUUUGUCAAAUUGUCCCUGACGAAAAAUCCCAAGAAGAGGCCAACAGCAGAGAAACUAUUACAGCACCCAUUUGUGUCACAGCCUCUCAGUCGAACCCUGGCCAUCGAGCUGCUGGACAAAGCCAACAACCCAGACCACACCACAUACAAUGACUUUGAUGAUGACGACCCUGAACCAGAGUCUCCUGUGUCUGUUCCCCAUCGGAUUCGCUCCACCAGCAGGAGCACCAGGGAAGGGAAGACGCUGUCUGAGAUCACCUUUGGCCAGGUGAAGUUUGACCCCCCGUUGAGGAAGGAGACAGAGCCCCAUCAUGAGCUGGAUCUUCAACGGGACUAUGGACAGGAAUCUCCAAGCCUGGUGGGAGGGAACAAGAGUCUUCUCAAAUCAGUGGAGGAGGAGCUUAAGCAGAGCAAACACAGUACCAUCAUGAGGCCGAAAGUCCCACCUCCACUUCCCCCCAAGCCCAAAUCUAUCUGUCCGCCCCAGGAGAGCCUGUCCCAGGGAGAGGAUGAUGUAGGCGGAGGGGGGACCAUCAAGCGCUGCCCUGUACCCGAGAGCCCCGCCCGACCCGCCUCAAAUGUACCCCCCCGCCCUCCACCCCCACGCCUGCCCCCCCACAGACGCAGUAGCCUAGGUAACGAGAGUACACAGAGCCAGGCUGGCUCAGAGCCCGAGGGGAAUGAUGCUGGGAGCUUUAGGCAUUUCUGGGAGUGGCUUCAUGCCCCACACACGGAAGAGGAGUUGGAAGAUGUGUUGGAGGAGGAGGAGGAGGAAGAAGAGAGUAAUGGAUUGAGCUCUCACCAGAAUGGAGAGAAGGACAGUGCUGCAGAGAGGCAGUCCACCAUGCCCCCUAGUGUCCCCAUACGGAAAGACAAGAAGGACAUUCCCAAGCCAAUCAGUAAUGGUCUCCCACCCACACCCAAGGUCCAUAUGGGGGCCUGUUUCUCCAAGGUGUUCAACGGCUGCCCGUUGAAAAUCCACUGUGCCACAUCCUGGAUCAACCCAGACACCAGAGACCAAUAUUUGAUAUUUGGUGCUGAGGAGGGGAUCUACACUUUGAACUUGAAUGAACUGCAUGAGACGUCAAUGGAGCAGCUCUUUCCCCGGCGUUGCACUUGGCUUUAUGUUAUGAACAACUGCUUGCUCUCUAUAUCUGGAAAAGCCUCCCAGCUCUACUCUCAUAACGUAGCUGGUCUGUUCGAGCAUGCCCGGCAAAUGCAGAAGUUACCCAUGGCCAUUCCUACACACAAACUCCCGGACAAGAUGAUUCCACGGAAGUUUGCCGUAUCUAAUAAGAUUCCAGACACAAAAGGUUGCCAAAAGUGCUGUGUAGUGAGGAACCCAUACAGCGGUCACAAGUACCUGUGUGGAGCGUUCCAGUCCAGUGUGGUUCUGCUGGAGUGGGUGGAGCCCAUGCAGAAGUUCAUGCUCAUCAAGAACAUCGACUUUCCCCUGCCCUGUCCUCUAGAGGUGUUUGAGAUGCUGGUGGUACCAGAGCAGCAGUACCCGCUCAUCUGUGUGGCCGUCAGCAAGGGCACCGAGCUCAGCCAAGUGGUCCGCUUCGGGACGGUCAACCCCAACUCAACAUCCUCCUGGUUCACAGAGGCUGAUACGCCCCAGACGUGUGUCAUCCACGUCACCCAGUUGGAGAGGGACACCAUAUUAGUUUGUCUCGACAGGUGUAUAAAGAUCGUGAACCUACAGGGACGGUUGAAGUCAAGCAGGAAGUUAUCUGCUGAGCUGACGUUUAACUUCCAGAUCGAGGCGAUAGUGUGUCUCCAAGAUAGCGUUCUGGCGUUUUGGAGGCAUGGUAUGCAAGGGCGGAGUUUCAAGACCAAUGAGAUCACCCAGGAGAUCUCUGAUAACACACGGAUCUUCAGACUGCUGGGAUCUGACAGAAACUCUCAGCACGACAGUUCAGGGCAGGAGGGAGCCGCCAGUCUGCCCAGGUAUACUCACUUCUCACUGGGUCACACCAGGUCUCGUCUAGCCUACAGACUCUCUGAUCUAUGGAUGUCCCCUGUGGGGACCCUUGUUUUCAUUCUGCCUGUAUGAGUGUGUGGGUUGGUUUUCUGUUUUCUUGGGUCAGUAACUACUUUGUUACAGCACGUUGACCCUAUUCACAUGAUGGAAUUUGUCUAUGGGGCUUGAGUAUGCUAUAAGUAGGAUCUGGUGUGUGUUGGGGGGUGUGGGGUCUGUUGGUGUGAAAGAUUUAUUUUCUGUGUGUGAGGCUUACAUCCUUAACCCCCUGGUCCCCUCUAGGACCAUAUACUUCCACAGUGUGAGUCUGAGCUGAACUUGCCCCCACUGUGUUUCAGAGUGGUGGUGCUGGAAAGCAGGCCGACAGACAACCCCACAGCACCGAGCAACCUCUAUAUCCUGGCUGGACACGAGAACAGCUACUGAUCAAACCGCACAGCCUCCUGGGAACACAAG